Molecule: messenger RNA, 279 nt
Organism: Aspergillus pseudonomiae
Lineage: Eukaryota; Fungi; Ascomycota; Eurotiomycetes; Eurotiales; Aspergillaceae
Exons: 2
Coding region: 1-279 (92 amino acids)
Source: RefSeq, a predicted model, not a curated record
AUGUCGAAGACGACAUCUUCAACGAAAUCAAACCCCACGGCCGCUACAACAGUAGCUACGGGAUCGACAUCCACCACCCAGUCCACGAGCACCUCAGAUCAGACUACAUGGAACCACGCCGAGUGGGAUAAUAUAUCUCGGUACAGGGAGAGUCCGUCUUGGAUGGAGCCGUAUUAUGCUGCCGAGCGCAUGAAGGAUAGGGAGGGUCAUCGGAGACGCAUUGGGGAGAUGGUCAAGGGGGUGGAGGGCAUCCUGGGUCUGGAACCGGAACGGCCAUAG